GCCUGCUGCUUCAGGAAUAAACUCUGCUCUGAUUUCCUGACAGACGACGCUGAGGAGAAACAGCCCGUGCAGAAAUGUCUCGGCCGUCUGUCCUGCUGCCUCUCACAGGCCUUUUCUUCUUGAUCUCCUCAGCGUUUGGCUCCGAGUCGGGCGUGCCGUACCCGGUGACCUGUGCGACACGCGGAGCUGACCUGGUGGAGGACGGCGUGGUGGUUUUGUGUCCUCCAGACUGCACCCAGUGGAAGGUGUCUGUGUUCGGGACGGGGAUCUACGCCUCUGUGUCCUCCGUCUGUGGAGCUGCUGUCCACAGGGGGGUGCUCGGUCCAUCCGGUGGCCCCGUCAGGGUUAAAAAACUACGUGGACGACACAGCUACAUGAGCUCAUACGCCCACGGCAUCCAAUCACAGGCCCUCUCCCACUGGACCGCCUCCUUCAGCCUCACCAAGCCUGUUAACGUCCCACUGGAGCUGACCAGUGAAACCAGUACCACAGCUCUGCCUGCAGCCGCACAGCCGCCAGCAAAGAAACCACUGAAGAAGCCAUCAGUGAAGAAAGCUCUGACAGGUGGAAAUAAAGACUGUCAGAUGGACAUCGCCAUAGUGAUCGACAGUAGUAACAACAUCGGGCAACGGAGGUUCAACCUGCAGAAAAACUUUGUUACCAAACUGGCCGCCAUGUUGAGAGUGGGAUCAACAGGACCUCAUAUAGGAUUGGUCCAGGCCAGCGGUUCUCCCAGGACGGAGUUCUUACUGACCAACUACACUCAGCCCAAAGAGCUGCUGUUUGCCAUCAAGGAGCUGGCCUACCUGGGAGGAGACACCAACACAGGUAAGGCCAUAAUGCACACGGCGGAGACCUUCUUCACCCAGGAGAACGGGGGGAGGCGGGGUCACCCCCGUGUGAUGAUGGUGCUGGUUGACGGCUGGCCGUCUGACGACCUGGAGCAGGCGGCCAUGUUGGCCAGAGAGUCUGGCAUCAACGUCUUUUUGGUGUCCGUGGCCAAACCGGCACCCGAGGAACUCUCCAUGGUGCGAGACAAGGACUUUAUGAAGAAGGCGGUGUGUAAAGAUAACGGCUUCUUCAGUUAUCUGAUCCCCAGCUGGUUCAGCACCACCAAACAUGUCAAACCUCUUACCCAGAGGCUCUGCUCGCUGGACGGCCUGCUCUGCAGUAAAACGUGUUACAACUCGGUGAACAUCGGGUUCCUCAUUGAUGGUUCUUCCAGUGUCGGAGAAGGAAACUUCCAGCUGGUCCUGGACUUUGUGGCUGGAAUCGCCAGGAGCUUUGACAUCUCAGACGUAGGCGCUCGUAUCGGUGCGGUGCAGUUCACCUACGAUCAGAGGCUGGAGUUCGGCCUGUUUGAUCACUCCAACAAAGACGAUGCCAUAAACGCCUUGAGGAGGAUCCCCUACAUGAGCGGAGGAACAUCCACCGGAGCCGCCAUCAGCUACACCACCCAGAACCUGUUCAGGCGGACGGGACCAGGUCGCAACUUCCUGAUCGUGGUGACAGACGGCCAAUCAUACGACGACGUCAGAGACCCCGCGACGGUUGCACAGAAACAAGGUGUUACCAUGUACUCUGUGGGCGUGGCCUGGGCACCCCUGGAUGACCUCAGAGCAAUGUCAUCAGAGCCGAAGGACAGCCACACCUUUUUCACCAGAGAGUUCACCGGUCUCGCUGAGUUCAUCCCUCCGCUGGUCCGAGGCAUCUGCCGAGACUUCACAGAGAACAACUAAGAGCAUACGUGCACGCACGCACGCACACACACACACACACACACACACACACACGCACAUGCAUAUUCUUUUACUUCUAUUUGUAUGCAGACCCUCAUUGACAUAAUUUAUUUCUUAGCCCCAUCCCCUAACCUUACCCAUCACAGCUAAAUGCUUAACCCCAACCCCUUAUCUAAACCUGUGAACCCUCAAACAGGCCUUUGAAGAAGUGAGAACCAGCCAAAAAGUCCUCCCUUUGUAAAUACGUCCUCACUCCUGCUAUGGUCCUCACUAUGCAGGUACAAGUAAAAGCCGUCUCACACACACACACACACACACACACACACCCACCCAAAUGUUUGUACUUUUCUACUAUUGAUGACGACCUUAACUCAAACCUGAUCCUUCAACAAAAUUCAAACUCUCAAAACAACUUGACAAAGAGAAUCUGACAAAAUGUCCUUACUUUGCCAAAUGUCCUCACUUUGACGGGAAGUGAAAAUAGGUCCUCACACACUUGUGAGGACCAUCAUGACAUACUCACUGCUGAGGCCUUAAACUUUAAACCAAAGUUUAACCCUCAAACAACCAUUUUAAAAGGUGAAAAUGAGACAAAAUAUCCUCAGUUUUCAAAAUGUACUUGCUUUGCAGGUAGAAUGUAAGGUCCUCACAAAGAUAGAAGUACACAUUUGCACUUUUAUAGCCUGCUUAUUAGGACAUACUUUGCUGAGACCCUUUUCAAACUCAAACAGCUAUUUUAUUUACUCAAACUGUCCCCACUUUGGAGGCAAUCUCUUUGGAGACUAUCAGGUCCUCACACAGAUAUAAGGACACAUUUUCACUACUGUCUGUGUGGGGACCCUCAUUUACAUAAUUUAUAAAACCUCUAAACCUUAAGCCAAGUCUUAACCCUCUAACAGCCCUUUUAGGAGGUGAACCUGGGACAAAAUGUCCUCAGUUUUUAAAAUGUCCUCACUCACAGAUUUCGCACACACACUGUAUAUAUACUGUACACACAUACCAACCCAUACUGAUACAUAAACAUGUAUAUAAAAGACACACACAAUAUACAGUUACACAAUACACAAAAAAAUCUAUUUAACGAAGCAGAUGGGAAAUCAGCAAACAACCAAUAAUAAUAAUCAUCAACAGUAGAAACCAAAAUCAUUCACUUUUCACUAAACAGUCCAGUGUGUUUCAUUCUGUCAGCACAUGUAUUACACUAAUUUAAAGUACAACAGAAUAACUAGUAGAUAUAGAAAGUAAAUAUUGUAAACAAAUUGUGAAAACAUUGGUAACAUCAUAUUAGCCAGCUUAAUUGAUUACAUAAAUUAUAACUCGGCUAACUUUAAAAGAAACCAUAAUCAGCUCAAACGUGUUCUUUUAUUGCAGGGUUCGUUUAAAACUAAGAAAGCUAAUUUAUUCAAGACUAAACUAAUACUAAAUAUGAAAUUAAAAAAAAAAAAAGCCCUGCUCAAUCAAACUAAAUAAUGCAUAUUAAAGAUAAUGCAACCGGAAAGCCCAUCUUGUAAUUAUGACUCUUGUGUCUCUUAAUCACACAAUAAUCUUCUCAUAAAUAUGUAAUAAUCUUCUCAAAAUUAACAGAAAACCAUAUCAUUAAAAUUAAAAAACACAAACUUGUCAUUAUGAAGUUCUUAUUCUGUUUCUUGUAAUUACAAA
This is a messenger RNA of Plectropomus leopardus (leopard coralgrouper), 3398 nucleotides long. RefSeq names its product coagulation factor C homolog, cochlin (Limulus polyphemus) (gene coch). The record is from RefSeq and is a predicted model, not a curated record. Lineage: Eukaryota; Metazoa; Chordata; Actinopteri; Perciformes; Serranidae.